CUUGGCAUUCAUCGCACAACUUAACAAACAAUAACAUUAAAUUUAGUCUUGAUGAGAGGCGAGGAGAAAAUGGCUGGAGCCGUAACCUCAACCGAUGAAACUCGACAGAAAAUCGAGGAAAAUAAGGAAAACAUUGAGGAACUUCGAAGGAAAUUUUUUGAAGAAAAUGCUCAAGAUGACCCAGAAUUUGAUGCGAGAGAUUUGGACUGGAUCCGAAGCUCUGAUGCCUACAUGUACCAUGUCCUUCUCAUUGGAAAGAUGAACCUUGAUAUUGCUCUGGAUAAACUCACCAGGAUAUUAAAAUGGAGGAAAGAAUAUGGAGUGAACGACCUUACCUUUGACUCCUUCCCUGAAGAUCUCCAACAAAUGGGUGGUUUAUAUUCUCAUGCAACAGACAAGAAUGGGCAUAGAAUCUUAUGGUACCGGGUGAAGCACUAUCAGAAGGGACCUGAGAAUCAGAUGUGGGCUAAAAAGAUGACUGUCUACUGGUUGAACAAACUCCAGAAAGAAGAUCCAGAGAACAGAAUUGUAGUAUUAGAGGAUAUGACAGGUGGAGGAGUAUCAAAUAUGGAUAUAGAUUUGAUUCGAUUCAAGAUCCAGUGCUUUGAGCUAUACUUCCCUGCUCUCGUUGAGAUGCUGUAUAUCUAUGAUAUGCCUUGGAUACUUAACACCCUGUGGAAAAUCGUUGAGAAGAUCCUCUCCCAGCAAGCCAGAGAACACAUCAAGUUUAUCAGAGGAAAGGAGGUUCAGACAUACAUUGCUCCAGAAUCAUUACCAGCACAUAUGGGCGGCACAGAUACCUAUGAGUGGGUCUAUGUCCCUGAAGAUCAUGAGGUGGAAGAUGCAGGUGAAGAGAUGGAGGAGGAUGAUGAGGAGAAGAAUGGAGAUACGUCUUUCAGAUCAUUGGAUGGUGACGGAGACCCAUCUCUCUUACCCAUUGUAAAUGCAGCUCGGUCGUUAAGACAAUCUAGGCAACCAAAGAAGGUUCACUUUCAAGAUGAUGUUGAUGGCAAGGAAAAUGUUGAUCCAGAUCAUUCGUCAUCAGGUAGAAAAAUUCAACGGAAACUUGGCAGCCACCGUAGAAAACCAAAAGUUAUGGAAGCACAUGCUGGGCCAUUAGUGACUAUUAGGCCUGGUGAACUACUUGUCUUUACACCUCCUGCUAGUAUAUCAGGAUCAGAGGGGAUCUCAGCUAGCCUAACCAUCACUAAUAUCACCGAUAAGAAAGUUGCUUACAAGAUGAAGAUAACUACUCCAGAGAGGUAUAAAGUUAGGCCUAGUAUGGGUCCUAUCAACCCAGGCUCAUCAAUACAUAUUUCAAUUACACUUCUCUCAGGUCCAGGAGAGUAUGCGGUAAGAGAUAAGUUCUUAAUCAUGAGCAGUGAUCCUGGUGAUGCAUCGUUCAAAACCACCUCAGAGAUCACAUACUUCUGGAAGAAUGUUAAAACAGAAAAUGUUGUGGAGCACAGGAUGAGUUGUAUAUUCAAUCCCUUGAAGAGCUCUAAAGGAGAACCAUCACAUCCAACAGAUAAGAAUAUGCAGAAUGUACUUAAUAAGUUAAAAUCAAUGGAAGAGCAGAUGAGUGAAUUAAGGAGUCAGAAUUCUAGAAUGAUCUGGUUACAGAGUCUACUGUUCUUCAUCAUCAUGUUAGUCUUCCUUUACGUCUUCAUUUUCAAAACCAACGAGGGUGCUGUUCUUACUCCUGCUCCUCCGUCACCUUGCUCCGAGGCCACUGAGAAGUUCUUACGAGGAGCGAGAGAAGGCUUGUAAUAAACAAAAAAUAUUCAGAGUGUGUUGGACGUAGAUUUGUCUUGACUUGAGUUAGACUGAUCUAUGGCAGGUCAUUUACUGAUAUUGAAUUAGGUCGGAUUAAACCAUUGCAAGCCAUUCCAGGGUAUUAAGGUUUCAAGGAGUUCUUCAGACUGAUAAUAAUACUAUUUGAAUCAAUGAUUUUUUGUUGUUGUUCAUUUCCACUACACCAUACAUAGAAAGAGUGUAACAUUACAUUAUCAAUCCAACUAUGCCACAUGCAAAAUUACAGAUCACAAUUCUUGUAAGUGUAAAUGGUGCAGAUUAAUUUUUAUUUAACUUACUUUAUUCUUACCUUCCUUUUUCUUUUCUUCACCUUUUUCCUUUGCCUUUUCUCCUCAUUUUUGUCUCACCUGCAUAGCAGAGUUAGACUAUAGGGGCCGCUUUUCCGACGGCGGCGUCAACACCAAAUCUGAACCGAAGGUUAAGUUUUUGAAAUGACAGCAUAAAUUAUAAAGUAUAUGGAUCUGAUUCAUGAAACUUGGACAUAAUAGUAAUCAAGUAUCACUGAACAUCCUGUGCAAGUUUCAGGUCACAUGAUUAAGGUCAAAGGUCAUUUAGGGUCAAUGAACUUUGGCCAAAUCGGGGGUAUUUGUUGAAUUACCAUCAUAACUUUGAAAGUAUAUUGGUCUAGUUCAUAAAACUUGGACAUAAGAGUAAUCAAGUAUCACUGAACAUCCUGUGCGCAUUUCUAGUCACAUGACCAAGGUCAAAGGUCAAUGAACUUUGGCCAUAAUGGGGGUAUCUGUUGAAUUACCAUCAUAACUCUGUAAGUGUAUUGGUCUAGUUCAUAAAACGUGGACAUAAGAGUAACCAAGUAUCACUGAACAUCUUGUGCGAGUUAUAGUAGUUUUCAAAGUCAGCACUGCUGCUAUAUUGAAUCGCGUGAUGCAGGUGAGACCGCCAGAGGCAUUCCACUUGUUUUUUUUACCUUUUCCUUUCUUGCGCCCCCCCUGAAAGUGGCGCUUGGGGCAUGUACUGCGCCCUAAAUACGCCACUGAUUGUUUGCAAGAUUUAAAAAGUACUGUUUUUCUUUCUAAGACUAUUUUUUUAUGUUGAUGAAGGUGGCAUCUCUACAUCAUCAAUAUGUGAGUCUACAUUUCUUUUUUUAUUUUGUGAUAUAAACUAAUGUAAAUUUUUAUUCAUCCAGAAAACGUUUCAGUGUUUGGUUAUUCAAAUUUUUCUCUAUUCAUUCAAAUCACAUUAUUAUCAGUGCCCCUUUCAAUUUGGCAUUAUUUUUUGCCUGCCAAAGAUGAACAAGAGAACAAAGAAAACCCUAUAAAGCUAGGCUUCUGCUCUAAUGAUGGGUUUAUAUAGGCUUGUGAUUAUCAUUAAACAAAUGAUAAUUUGUUUUAUAAUUGAUGAUACACCAAAGCAUUUUUUAAACUAAAAUACGAUUGUUCAAAAAAAAAUUGAUGAUCAGUAGAUUGCUCUGAUUGGAUGCUGCAAAAUAUUUUGUAUAAAUUGAGGUUCAUAUUGGGACAAAUAGGUAUUUGUCUAUAUUUUAUGCAAAUUAUCAUGCAUUGCAUUAUUAUUUGCCAGUGUGUGAGAAUAAGGUCCUUUUCCAAUCAUUGUCUGCCAUUUUAUUUGAUACCAUGAAGGAAACAUUAUUUUGUAUCAUUUUUGUAGCAUGUAAGUUUGAUGUGUAUAAGUCAUUUCUACAUUCUUACUCUUUUAUGAAUCGAGUGUAUUGCAAUGUUAAUUUGCAAUAAUUCUUAUCUCUGAGAUAGACUUAUGUACUUUUUAUUAAUACAAUAUUGUUUUUUAAAGAUUUUUUUUAUAAUAAAAAAAAUAUUUUAUCAGAUUCUGACUGUAAAAGAAAAAUCAUAAAAUAAUGGUUGGUAGGGUUUGAGGAAAUAUUCUGUCGGUAGGACGAAUCUUUUCUUGAGUUUUUGACUGAUCUUGUAUGAUAGAAACCAGUUACCAGUAUGUAUGUCUCUGUGAGAAGAAUGCAUGUUUUACAUAGAUAUGUGUUGUAUCAGGUUUCCAAUGCAGAUAGAGUUGAGUUGUUUAAUGCAACUUUUCAAGUUAGUGCACAUCUCAAACGUAUGCUUGUGAAGGGUUGGAAAUCGAAUUGCGUUUGAUUUUUAGAUUAUUUAGUUUAUUUAUUGCAACUUUACAAGUAAGUGCAAAUCUCAUACGUAUGCUUGUGAAGGGUUGGAAAUCAACUUGCGUUUUAUUUUUAGAUUUGCAUUUAAUUGCUGCUUUCUGCUAUGGGGCCCUGAUUUAUCUUCAUAGAUUUGCUCUUGCCAUUCUUAAUAUUAAUAUGUCAACUGUCUUUAUAGAGAUCUCCUAGGUUGUAGUAAUUAUAUUUAACAUACUGUGUUAUUGUGAAUAUUUAUUACAAACAUGAUUUGCUUACAUUGAAUGAGAUUUAUGGGCCUAAAUUCACACACAAAGGUGGUUUUUAAUGGGGGGGGGGGGAUGAAACCACGGUUCUUGAGAAGAAAGCAACUGAACAGGUGAAUUGUCAUUCCCUGUAAUUUUAUUCUAUGACAGACCUGCCAACCUUCUACAAAAAAAAAGUAUUCAGAAGGAAAAAAAAAGUAGACAGGUCAUAUUACUGUUCCGACAAGUUGGGAGCCUGUGAUACGGUACUUAGAAUGAUUUUUAUAAUGUUAAUUAAUUCACAUAAACAGUGGACUCACUUACGGUUGUGCUAAAAAGUUAGUGAACCCCACCAGAAAAUGCAUUCUUUCAUGCCGAGUGUUGAAUAUAGACAACCCUACAAUGUUCAGUAAACCAAGAGAAACAAUCUUUAUUGAAUGGAAAUAUUUUAUCACCUGACUUCAAUAUAAAAUAUCUGAAACAUGGCGGAACCUUAAAACUUUAAAUAUGUUCAUUUUCUAGUGGGGUUCACUAACUUUUUACCACCACUGUUUGCAGUCACCUCAUAAAUAAGUGUAACAAAAGUAAUCAUUCAAUAUUGGACUCCUUUUCUAUAUUGUAAUCAAUGAAUGCAUCCACAUGCACUAAAAAGCAUUAAAAUUUUUAUUUUCAUGCAUGAAAUUUUAACAAGUUAAAAAUUUUGGUAUCAUCUAAAAGAGUUAUAAAUGUUCGACAACCUCUGUUAACAUUAUCUUAUCUUAUUCUGUCAAUGAACUGGUAGCAUUUGAAUAGUCAUUAUGGUACAGGAAUUGAUAGUCUUCAACAAGCAAAGACCUUUGGUGCUGUAUGAGUUAUACUUCGUUGUUAAGACCAGAACCUGUGUUUUUGUCUCGCCUGCAUAGCAUAGCGAGACUAUAGGCACCGCUUUUCCGACGGUGAUAGCGGCGAUAGCGACGGUGAUAACAUCAAAUCUUAACCUAAGGUUAAGUUUUUGAAAUGACAUCAUAACUUAGAAAGUAUAUGGACCUAGUUCAUGAAACUUGGACAUAAGGUCAAUCAAGUAUUACUGAACAUCCUGCCUGAGUUUCAGGUCACAUGACCAAGGUCAAAGGUCAUUUAGGGUCAAUGAACUUUGGCCAAGUUGGGGGUAUUUGUUGAAUUACCUUCAUAACUUUGAAAAUUUAUGGAUCUAGUUCAUGAAACUUGGACAUUAGGUUAAUCAAGUACCACUGAAUAUUCUGUGCGAGUUUCAGGUCACAUGACCAUGGUCAAUGGUCAUUUAAGGUCAAUGAACUUUGGCCGUGUUGGGGGUCUUUGUUAAAUUACCAUCCUAACUCUGAAGUUUAUGGAUCUAUUUCAUAAAACUUGGGAUAUAAGAGUAAUCAAGUAUCACUGAACAUCCCCCUCUGAGUUUCAGGUCACAAAACCAAGGUCAAAGGUCAGUUAAGGUCAAUAAACGUAGGCCAUGUUGGGGUAAUUGUUGAAUUGCCAUCAUAACUUUGAAAGUUUAUGGAUAGAGUGAAUGAAAUGUGGACAUGGGUGUAGUUGACAAGUCUUAAGUCACUGUUCAAAUGUCAUCUAUGGUCAAUGAACGUGGUAUUAUGUCAUUAUAUGAAUGGUGUUUUUGUGAAUGAUUAUUUUAUAGUAGUUUUCAAAGUUAGCACUGCUGCUAUAUUAAAUCCUGUAAUGCAGGCGAGACUGCCAGAGGCGUUCCACUUGUUAAAUGUAAAGAAUACUGUUUUUUUUCUUCAAUUUUUCAUACAAUUACAUGUAUGAUUGUAAACUGAAGAAAAGAUAUACUUUGAAUUGAGAUUCUGCAAGUGUAUUAUGUUAAUCAUUCUGAAAACAACAGAUCUCAAUCAUGUUUACAUUUUUUUUCAUGCCGAUUUGGAUUGAACUUCUGUGCAGGGGUGUGAGUGGUCACUAUAUAAAAAGAUCAGAAAAAAGCUGAAACUUGUAGAAAAAGUCUGAAAUAGAAAGAGCUCCCAUACUUUUU
Lytechinus pictus (painted urchin) is the source of this 6133-nucleotide messenger RNA. Its product is annotated as motile sperm domain-containing protein 2-like. The transcript is spliced from 16 exons. NCBI's taxonomy places the organism in Eukaryota, Metazoa, Echinodermata, Echinoidea, Temnopleuroida, Toxopneustidae. The record is from RefSeq and is a predicted model, not a curated record. Bases 52 to 1770 code for a protein of 572 amino acids. Gene Ontology annotation, cellular component: endomembrane system; endoplasmic reticulum-endosome membrane contact site.